This is a messenger RNA of Pipistrellus nathusii (Nathusius's pipistrelle), 2643 nucleotides long. Lineage: Eukaryota; Metazoa; Chordata; Mammalia; Chiroptera; Vespertilionidae. The record is from the annotation of a GenBank genome assembly.
AUGCCCGAGCAGCUCAGCGUCGCGGAGUUCCUGGCCGUCACCGUGGAGGACCUCAACUCCCCGGCUGGGGCCGCCGCCUUCGCCGCCAAGAUGCCCCGGUGCCGGGGGGCGGCGCUGGUGCGGGAGGAGAUGCUGGAGGGAGACCAGGCCAUCCUGCAGAGAAUAAAGAAGGCCGUGCGAGCCAUCCACAGCUCUGGCCUCGGCCACGUGGAGAACGAGGAGCACUACCGGGAGGCCGUGGAGUCCUUGGGCAACAGCCACCUGUCCCAGAACAGCCAUGAGCUGUCCACCGGCUUCCUGAACUUGGCCGUGUUCACCCGCGAGGUGGCCGCGCUCUUCAAGAACCUGGUCCAGAACAUGAACAACAUUGUCUCUUUCCCGCUGGACAGUCUGUUGAAGGGGCACCUGAGGGAUGGGCGACAGGAUUCCAAGAAACACCUGGAGAAGGCGUGGAAGGACUAUGAAGCCAAAAUGGCCAGGCUGGAGAAGGACAGAGACCGGGCCAGAGGGACAGCGGGAAGCCACGGGGAGGUGGCCCAGGACACGCAGAGGGAGCGGCGCCUCUUCCAGCUGCACAUGUGCGAGUAUCUGCUGAAAGCCGGGGAGAGCCAGAUGAAGCAAGGCCCCGACUUCCUGCAGAGCCUCAUCAAGUUCUUCCAUGCCCAGCACAACUUUUUCCAAGAUGGCUGGAAGGCUGCUCAGAGCCUGUCCCCCUUCAUCGAGAAGCUGGCAGCCUCGGUACAUGCGCUGCGCCAAGCCCAGGAGGAGGAGCUGCAGAAGCUGACCCAGCUCCGGGACUCCCUCCGAGGGACGCUGCAGCUUGAGAACAGAGAGGACCACAUGAGCCGGAAGAACUCGGGAGGUGGCUACAGCAUCCACCAGCACCAAGGCAACAAGCAGUUUGGGACGGAGAAGGUGGGCUUUCUGUACAAGAAGAGUGAUGGAAUUCGAAGAGUCUGGCAGAAAAGGAAGUGUGGAGUCAAGUAUGGCUGCCUGACCAUCUCACACAGCAUGAUAAACCGGCCCCCCGUGAAGCUGACCCUGCUGACCUGCCAAGUGAGGCCAAACCCCGAGGAGAAGAAGUGCUUUGACCUGGUGACCCACAACAGGACGUACCACUUCCAGGCGGAGGACGAGCAUGAGUGUGAGGCGUGGGUGUCGGUGCUGCAGAACAGCAAGGACGAAGCUCUGAGCAGUGCCUUCCAAGGGGAGCCCAGUGGCCUCCUGGGGCCCUGGACGGGCGCCGGGCUGGACGGGGAGCUCCAGGACCUCACCAAGCUGCUCAUCGCGGAGGUGAAGAGCAGGCCCGGCAACGGCCAGUGCUGCGACUGCGGGGCUGCAGACCCCACGUGGCUCAGCACCAACCUGGGCGUGCUCACCUGCAUCCAGUGUUCCGGCGUCCACCGCGAGCUGGGCGUGCGCUUCUCGCGAAUCCAGUCCCUCACCUUGGACCUGCUGUGCCCCUCGGAGCUGUUGCUGGCCUUGAACAUCGGAAACUCGCGCUUCAAUGAAGUCAUGGAGGCCCAGCUGCCCUCACACGGCGGCCCUAAACCCUCAGCGGACAGUGACAUGAGUGCCCGCAGGGACUACAUCGUGGCCAAGUACAUGGAGCACAGGUUCGCCCGGCGGUCCACGCCCGAGCCUCAGAGGCUCUGGAUGGCCAUCUGCAACCAGGACCUCCUGUCCGUGCUGGAGGCCUUCGCGAACGGGCAGGACUUCGGGCAGCUGCUGCCAGGGCCUGAGGGCCAGGCACCUGGAGAGCUCGCCCUGCACUUGGCUGUCAGAGUCGCCAACCAGGCCUCGCUGCCCCUGGUGGAUUUCAUCAUCCAGAAUGGCGGUCACCUGGAUGCCAAGGCUGCUGAUGGGAACAGUGCCCUGCACUACGCUGCUCUCUACAACCAACCUGACUGCCUCAAGCUGCUGCUGAAAGGGAGAGCUUCUGUUGGCCCAGUGAACGAAGAAGGAGAAACAGCUCUGGACAUAGCCAGGAAGAAGCAGCACAAGGAGUGUGAGGAGCUGCUGGAACAGGCCAAGGCGGGGACCCUGGCCUUCCCCCUGCAUGUGCACUACUCCUGGGGAAUCUCCGCAGAGCCCGGCUCUGACAGCGAGGAGGAGGAAGAGGAGAAGCAGCACUGUCCCCUGAAGCCCCCGGCCCAGGGCCACUGGGCCAGUGGGAGGAUGGACAUCAGCAACAAGACCUACGAGACUGUCACCAACCUGGGGUCAGCUGCCCCUCAGAGCCAGAGUGAGGACUGCCCCCCACCCUUACCCGUCAAAAACCCUUCUCGGACCGUGGUCCAAGGCCGUGCGGGACAUGCCAGUGGAGAUCAUUCCGAAGUCCCCAGCCUCGGCUCAGAAGCUCCUGGGGCCCCCGAGAGCCAAAACAGUCCAACGUCCUCCUCCUCUAGCCUUACAAGCCCCGUGGAACCUGGGGGUGCUAACCAAACCCCACCCAGCUCCGAAGAGGCUCUCUUGGAGUUCCCAGGCACCUCCCGACCCAGCCUGACAUCCGGAAACACACCCCCCGUCCGAUUCAGCUCCGAGAGCACCCGUUCCUACCGGCGGGGGGCAUCAGAACCCGGAAGACUGUCCCUCAGCCAGGCAGCCUCCACCCAGAAGGAACAUGCCGGUUGGCUUCACUGA